Molecule: messenger RNA, 525 nt
Organism: Spirometra erinaceieuropaei
Lineage: Eukaryota; Metazoa; Platyhelminthes; Cestoda; Diphyllobothriidea; Diphyllobothriidae
Source: the annotation of a GenBank genome assembly
AUGGGCGAAAACGGUACCAGUCUGCUUCGACAGAAGGUGAGUGAACGAGCCCGUGAGCAGAGAGCGGCACGCGAUGCAGCACUAUGGAACAAGUUCCACAAACUGCCUGAUCCAACGUCAUCCAGAGGCGACACUCCGGGACACAACCUGUCCUCAAAGGAACUGACGAAUGAGGAAGUACAGGUUUUACAGCACGAAGCCUCAUUCAACACAGCCGACGCCAAACCUGUCAACAUGAUUGCAGCAGUGGAAUCGGUCAUUAAUCAGACGGAAGCUGCGGAGGAAACGAAGAACUUUAUCCGACACCAAGUGUCGUCCCUCCUUUUGACUCACAAGCCGCGCGAAAUACUCCGUAAGGUCGAACGCAAUGCACUAAGAGAAAUCAAGGCCGACAAGGAUAUCGUCAUCGUGCCCGCGGACAAGGGGCGCUCCACAGUCGUACUGGACAACACAGACUACCUUAAGAAGGCCAAAACCUACUGGAGGGUCGCCAGUUUUAUGUCCCAUGUGAAACCGACCCCGUAA